GUGCUUGGAGCCUUAUAAGAAAAAGCUGAAAAAGUUUCUAUAUAUUUUUUUUCAAGUGUCAAUCUUGAAUUUGACAACUUCGAGUCCACAAUCACAUGCUCCACCUUUAAUGAGUUUGGAUUUUUAGAAUAUAGUUGUAUUCAAACAAAUAAGUAAGGUAAAGUGAAAAACAAGAAAUAGAAAACGCAUGCCAAUACUAUAUUAUCUGUUAUAUAGUACAUUCAUUUGGUUUAUUAUUAUAACUUAAUAUUAUCUGUAAAAAAAAAAAAGGCCCAACUGACAUUCUACAGAGAUAUGUGCAGACUUAUUGUAUUGUGUAAACUUUUUUCAUAAAUAUAUGCUCAGCUAUCUUAAAUAUCAAGCCUCUUUCAACCCAUUUUCUCUAUUCAUUUAUUAUUAGUGCUUUGAAAUUAUAAAUUUAUUGCUUGUAUGUUCUCUUCUCUUGUCUCUACAAUCCAGUCAAAGGUACUUAAUCUGGGUCUUGUUUCUUCAAAUAUAUAUAUAUAUAAUAUUUUUUCAUUAAAUAUUUCUUUUCUCUUUGCUCCAUUAUUCUAUAAUAAUAAACUGCAAUUAUUAUUUUAUAUUUCCUAAUUGUUAUUUAUUUAAAAUUUAAAAUUCCUCAUUUUUUCCCCAUUUUCUCUUUGGUGGGUCGUUUAUAUUCGAGAUCUUUCGAAUUGGGUUUCCCAGAUUUUUGAAUUAUAUCCUUCAUUCUUUCUCCCCCAAACUACUGUUUCAUUCGUUCUCAGUGGCUUCGCUGAAGUUCAAAAUUUGAAGACAAAGCUUUCUUUAAGCUCACAGCUUUAGAGUGUUUCAUAGCUCAUUCAAAGGUGGUUUAUUUUUCCUGCCAUUGUGGAGCUACAUAUCUUCAUAAAUGUACUAACGUAUGUAUGCACCUUGAUGUGGUAGCUGUGUUAAAAUUAAGGACCUGAAGAUGGAAAAACGGAAAUGGUUGUGGAAGAGAAAGUCUUCUGAGAGGAGCCCUUGUGAAUCCGAAAGUACUGGUUCUGUAUCUUCCCAUUCCGAGAGGUUGUCUGAUGAUCAGCAGGAUGCAAUUAAGGGGUCUCCUAAUCACUAUACUCAGUCACUUGAGCCCGAGGUAUCAUCCAAAGCUGUAGCCGUUACUGAAAAUUCGGAUGACAGUUCAUUAAAAUCAGAAGACAUUAAUUAUAGUGUGAAGACUCUGACGGAGAGAUUAUCAGCAGCUCUUGUCAAUGUUAGCGCCAAGGAAGACUUGGUGAAGCAGCAUGCCAAAGUUGCUGAAGAAGCAGUUGCAGGCUGGGAAAAGGCUGAAAAUGAAGUGACAAUUUUAAAGCAACAACUUGAGGCUGCAGUUCAACAAAACUCAUCAUUAGAAGAUCGAGCAAGUCAUCUUGAUGGGGCACUAAAGGAAUGUGUCAGGCAGCUGAGACAAGCAAGAGAUGAACAAGAGCAAAAAAUUCAAGACGCUGUGUCAAAGAAAACUCAAGAGUGGGAAUCUACAAAAUGCCAACUUGAGAACGAACUUGUUGAACUCAAAAACAAAGCUGGAGAUAAUAAAUCUUCUGCCCGUGUGGAUCCUGAUCUUUGUCUUAAGCUUGAAAUUUUGGAGAAAGAAAAUUCAGCUCUUAAUCUUGAGAUACAAGCUCAAAUGGAGGAGUUGGAAAUAAGGGCAAUUGAGAGGGACUUGAGUACUCAAGCAGCUGAAACAGCCAGCAAGCAACAUCUUGAAAGCAUCAAGAAGGUUGCAAAGCUUGAGGCUGAGUGUCGAAAGUUGAAAGCAAUAGUUUGUAAAUCAUCCUUGGGUAACGACCACAAAUCCACGACUGCUUCCUCAACUUAUGUCGAGUCUUUUGCAGAUAGUCAUUCAGACAAUGGUGAGCGCCUAAAUGGAGUGGAAAGCAAUACACGUAAGCUCCAUAGCUUUGAAUUAAGCAAAUGUGACCUCAAUUCUUCAGAUUCAUGGGCGUCUGCCCUUAUUGCUGAACUUGAUCAAUUUAAGAACGAGAAGACUGUUAAUAAAAAUCUCCCAUCUUCCUCCAUUGAAAUUAAUUUGAUGGAUGAUUUUCUUGAGAUGGAGCGACUUGCUGCAUUACAACCCACUGAAAGCAGUUGGCUGGAAUCUGAAGUUGUUGCUGAUGAACCUAACAGUAAUAGAGAAAGUGUCCUAAGAACUGAACUUGAUGCCAUGAUUCAGCAAAUAGCUGAGUUGGAAGAGAAAUUACAGAAGUUGGAAACAGAGAAGGCUGAACUGGAGACUGCCUUAAGAGAAAGUCAAGAUUGUAUUGAGGCUAAUAGAUCCAACAAUAGGGAGAGUGUCCUGAAAACCGAACUUGAAGCCAUGAAUCAACGAACAACCGAGUUGGAAGAUAAAUUAGUAAAGUCAGAAAUAAAACAGGCUGAACUGGAGAUUGCUUUGACAAAAUGUGAAGACUUCGCUGAUGAAUCCAAAUAUGCAGAAAGUGUCCUUAGAAGUGAACUUGAAGCUAUGAUUCAUCGUACAGCUGAGUUGGAAGAGAAAUUAGAAAAGUUGGAAAUGAAAAAAGCUGGACUAGAGACUGCUUUAAUAGAAAGCCAAGACUGUGCUACUAAGUUGAAACAUGAAGAAAAUAACCUUAGAACUGAACUUGAAACCAUGAUUCAUCGAACAAUCGAGUUGGAAGAGAAUUUAAAGAGGUUGGAAACAGAAAAGGCCGACCUUGAGACUGCUUUAACAAAAAGUAAGCAUUGUGCUAAUGAAUCCAAGAAGGGAGAAAGUGUCCUGCAAACUGAACUUAAAGCCAUGAUUCAACGAAAUGUUGAGUUGGAAGAGCAACUGAAGAAGUUGGAAACUGAAAAAUCUGACCUGGAGAUUGCUUUAACGAAAAGUCAAGACUGUAUUGAGGCAUUGCGACUUCAGCUGAUUGAAGCUGAAAUGAAAAUGGAGGAGUUGAAAGAGGAACUAAAUAUUGCAAAAGAGUCAAAGGAGAUGAUUGAGACACAACUCAUCAGCUUGGAAGCAGAAACAAGUACCAUGUCUGAGGCACCACGACUUCAGAUUGAAGCAGAAAUAAAAUUGGAGGAGUUGAAAGGGGAACUAAAUAUUGCAAAAGAGUCAAAACAGAUGAUUGAAACUCAGCUCAUCAGCUUAGAAGCAGAAACAAGGACAAUGUUUGCAAAAGUCAAAAUACUAGAAGAAGAGGUUCAAAGAGAGAGGGCACUGUCAGCAGAAAUUGCCAUUAAGUGUCAGGACUUAGAGGAGGAGCUAUCAAGAGAGAAGGACGAAGUUCAACUUCAGCAAACUGAAUGCUCUAAUAGCGAGUUGAAGAUAAAGCAGGAAGACCUGGCUGUAGCUGCUACAAAACUUGCAGAGUGCCAGAAAACAAUUGCAUCUCUUGGGAAUCAACUUAAAUCUCUAGCAACAUUAGAAGAUUUCUUGAUUGAUGCUCCCAACAUAAUAGUCCCUGCAGGUGCACCACUGAUUCAAAAAACUGGACAACACUGGAAGAUGCACUCUAAUCAGACAUUUUCACCAAAACGAGAUUCUAAUUCAUCAAAAGCAGCGGAGGAAAGUUCUGCUCCUGCACAAAGCAAAAACCAUGACAAUCCUUCACCACCUUCGUCUUCUUCAUCAUCUUCAUCAACUUCAGCUACAGUACAGUCAACUCAUGUCAGCUCUGAGAAGAACAGAAAUGGUUUUGCCAAAUUCUUCUCUCGAACUAAAAGUGGGAUAAGACUAGAGAUUUAGUUUAAGUUAGGUGCAAUAGGAAAAAAAAAAACAGGGGACAUGCACUGAUAGCUUGUUUUUGUAAAAAUGGAUUUAGAUUGUCUCUUAGUUUUUUUUUUUCUUUUAACAUUGUUUUGCUUAAGUUAGAAAAGCCAUUAAACGACUAUGUUUUAUUGAGACAUGUAAUCUCAAAAUCAGGAAUCAUUAUUUCAAUUCAGAAAAACCAUGUAACAUUUGAAGUAUAUUUAGUUCUAUAGCUAUCAAUGAUUUUUAAUGGAAAUGUUUAGUUAAGAUCA
This is a messenger RNA of Cannabis sativa, 3978 nucleotides long. RefSeq names its product filament-like plant protein 1. The transcript is spliced from 5 exons. Lineage: Eukaryota; Viridiplantae; Streptophyta; Magnoliopsida; Rosales; Cannabaceae. The record is from RefSeq and is a predicted model, not a curated record. Bases 932 to 3703 code for a protein of 923 amino acids.